CUGAACGUUUGACAGUGCCGGGUCCGCCAGAAAUGGGAGGGCCCUUUACCGACCGCACACCACCUACUUCCACUUCUCCCACUUCUCCUACAGCCGCGACUCGUCCUCCCAUUUCUGUGAACACCAGGUUUAACAAGGCUUUUCUUAGUGGCUACCCAGAGUUCUCUCAGAUUUCACCGAGUCAACGGACGCCUGUGUCACCAGAGGAAUUCGUUUCACGACCUGUUCUCAAUCGUGCAGCCACAUUCGGUGGGAGUUCAGAUGACCCGUUAUUCGCCACACGGUCUUUUCUGAGCCCCCGUCGGCAUACAUUGGCAGUGCCAAACUCACCAGACCGCGAACCCAUAAGCCGACCAGGCAGCGCCCAGUCAAAUGUGUCUUUUGGACGAAAUUCGUAUCGAAAACACGAUGGACAAGCCCCACGCCCUCGCUCCCCCACUCCGAGUCUUUAUGAAAGCUCAUCAAAUAUGGGUGCUAUAUCUUCCGGUACCCUCGCCGCGGCUUUGGCAUCGGAAGCUGAUGGCUCACAGGCUCCCUUUGCUCCACGCACUUCAUCAUCGGGCCAUGCGCAUUCGAGGGACACUACUGGACCGCGUUUUGCUCCGAUGUCAGCGAAUGGAGUUAAACGUUUUGAUCGACAUUCCAGGGAAUUUGCCAUGAUCGAUGCUUCAAUAUCUGACUACAAGAUUAAAGCUUACCAAGUCCAAUACCCCAGCCACGACGGAACUCUCCCUGUAGGCUGGACGGCGCAUGUACACCCGGAAGGUGCCCGCUACUUCCUGCAUUCGCAAACAAGAACAUACACGGAGUCAGAUGUCUGUUCAAUGGAGGUAUUGAACGAUAUUAUCUACUUCUCCAAUUAUCUUCACGGAGAACUCCGCCUCGCCAUCGACAAAAAGAAGAUUGACAUUGACUACGACGAUGUGGAACUAGUUCUUGAGCCGAAGAAAGCUGAGGGUUCGGAGAUUAUAUGCUGCUACUACUUCGUCAACCCCGCAGAGAGAUGUCUUUUCUGGUUAGAUGAAUAUGAUGCAGAGGAUAUGCUAGGGGAAUGCCGGGGGGUUACUGCAUUAUCCCACAAACGUCUAGCGGUUCAAGCUCAAUACUGGAAGCACUGGGAAAUGUUUCCUAACCUUUGCAUGGUUGUGCAAGAAGUAUUAGAUGAGCUCAAGGAACUUAUGCUCCACGCUACUUGCGACCACCUCACAACCACACGGUCUGCAGCAGCAUUGAGCACCGAUGAACUCAAGCAGUACUUUGAGAUUGUGAAGUGGAUACGAGUGAACUCAUCCGGCGACAGAGCGCAUGCAGUGGUCAUCAUAGGGCGGAUUAUGCACACCUUCUGUCGCAAUCAGUACCUGAACUUCCAUGGUCAACCAUGUGCUCGGUUAAGUGUCGACCAGACAGUGCGCGGCUGGAGUUAUAAGCCAUCGAUUUACAUGACUAUAUUUGCUCCACUCCUUUGCAUGGCCCCCGUUGCUCACGUUCGAUCCCUGCACACUAGCUUUGUAGACGAUCUCGCAAGUACCUCAGAGUGGAAGAUAUUCAUCACGAGACUGAACGGGCAACUCCAGAAUCUUAACCUUCUUGGCACGGUGCUCCUUGGUGCCAACGUUGGUUUUCUUGCAAUUCAAACGGUUGACUCGGGCGCCGGACGUUCUCCGACGCAGAUAGCUAGUUACAUGUCACUGGUUCUUAGCUUCGGCUCUAUUGCUCUGGGUCUGACGUUCAUCACUCUGGAUCUCACUGGCAAGGAUCGUGGUUCUGAGGCUUCAAGGUUUUUGCAACGGAUGAAUGACGGAAAACGUGGCCUGGAAAAGUUGGCAAUUAUCUACAGUCUUCCUUACGCAUUGCUCAUGUGGAGUAUGUUGUUCUUCAUUGUGGCAUUCUCCUACGAAUGGUGUCGCCCUGGAGAUGCAGUCUCUAGGUCCAUCGUCGGCGCAGUACUACUGACUGUCUGCGGGCUCGUCGUCUGGUGCAUAUCCGUAGCAUCAGAUAAGCGUGCGCCGUGGUGGUGGGAGUCAGAUCAGCCGACAGUAGCCAGCAAAGAGACUACUAGCCAAGAGACCAACAAGCGCAAGGAUAUUAGCCGCCCUAGUCCGGCUUCUCGUUUGCGCAGCUGGUUUGCCUCUACGAAGAAGCGAGUUUCAGUGGUCUCUGUUCGCAGUAUACGCAGCGGACCACCGCCUCUUACCCGAGAGGUGACUCGGACAUCCGUACCGCUCAUCUCAUUUAGGCGCGCGACAGUGAGUCGGCAGGCUCCGCCCAAGAUCACCGUGACCCAGAGACCUGAAUCAGGGGAGGUAAACGGCGCGGCCCGUACCCCGGUAUCUGAGAUGGGAAUAGGCUACAUGAUGGCAUGAGAUGAUGAUUGUUUUUGAAACACAUCCUAGAUGAUAUGGUGCUCAUGUCACGUCGCGUUGAUAAACUAUGCAUUACAGACG
Messenger RNA from Suillus clintonianus, 2444 nucleotides. RefSeq lists its product as uncharacterized. Lineage: Eukaryota; Fungi; Basidiomycota; Agaricomycetes; Boletales; Suillaceae. The transcript is spliced from 13 exons. The record is from RefSeq and is a predicted model, not a curated record. The coding region runs from base 33 to 2363 and encodes 776 amino acids.